UCUUCCCUUUUUUUGGGUAGAGCCGUAGAGGUGCCAUUUUUAAAGUGGCAGGGGUCAAGGUGAUGUGUUGGUGUUAAUAAUGGGCAGUAAGGUCAUUAAAAAGGGCAGGAAGUUUCUUACCUCACUUACUUUCAACAAUGUGGACUGUCCUUGCUUCCAAUCUCUUCUCAGUUCCCACACUGUGCAGAUCAAAGCCAUAAGCCAUUUCAUUCUCUCUAUAUAUACCCCCCUCUUCCUCCUCAAACUCCAACACCCCACCUCUCUCUCUCUCUCUCUCUCCCCCAUAUUUUCUUUCUGGGAAUUGAAUUAAGCGAAGGGAAAUGGCCAGGAGAGUUGGCAUUCUCAUGCUCUGCAUUGCUUUCGUGCUUGCUUUGCUUGCAACGACAAACCAGGCUUCUAGCGCAGGAGUCACGGCAGCAUCUCAGCUCCAACAAAGCAACCGCCAAACGUCUGGAACCACCCAAGGCAGCCUACAUCCUCAAGAAUGUCAGCCGAGGUGCACCACGCGUUGCUCGGCGACAGCCUUCAAGAAGCCAUGCAUGUUCUUCUGCCAAAAGUGCUGCGCAAAGUGCCUCUGCGUUCCCGCCGGCACCUAUGGCAACAAGCAGAGCUGCCCUUGCUACAACAACUGGAAGACCAAGCGAGGAAGCCCCAAGUGCCCUUAACCUACUCUCUUAAUUAAUUAAUUAAUCAAUUUCUGCCCUUAAUUACUUGCUUAAUUGCCACUCCAUACCACCUAAAUAAUCAAUAAUUUUCCCAUUCUUUCCCUUCAUUCCUCAUUGUGUUGUCAAUUCAUGGGAAGCAGUGGUCUUAUGCAGCCUUUUUUCUUUUAAUUUUUUUUUCAUUUUUUAUAAGAUGGUGUCCGAGACUUUUUCAGUAUUUGAUUAAUCAAUCGAUAACUGUCCGCCCAUCUAUUUCUUUCUUGUUUAAAUUAUCAGGUCUUAUUUCAAUUAAUAAAUUCAAAACUUUCCUAUUGCUCA
Molecule: messenger RNA, 980 nt
Organism: Malania oleifera
Lineage: Eukaryota; Viridiplantae; Streptophyta; Magnoliopsida; Santalales; Ximeniaceae
Product: protein GAST1-like
Exons: 4
Coding region: 321-665 (114 amino acids)
Source: RefSeq, a predicted model, not a curated record